ACUUAAAAAAAAAAAAACUAUGACGCUGAAUUAAAAUAUAUUUUAUUUUAAUUAUACUUAAUUUGUGUAAAUAUAUCUAAAACUAUAAACUAAUAACAAGGAUAGCAACAGGCCUGAGCUCGAAAUUGUUUACAUGGGCUCUGGUUGAAAACGUGCGUGCAAGCGAUUACCUGAGAUCUCUGAUCACAUAAGAAAAGGCCAGUCGUAGUGAUCGUCCUGAAAAAUGCCUGGCGGGAAAGCCGAUGAUGACGAAGCUCAGGCCAGCGCGUCGUCUCAGGAGAGCGCGAGCGCGUGGUCAAUGAAGCUCCCGGCGUUCACCAAAGACGACAACCCGCAUGGCGUCCUCUGCGAGAGCGCCUUCGCAACACUCUUCCCCAAGUACCGCGAGAAGUACCUGAGGGAAUGCUGGCCCCUGGUCAAGAAGACGCUGUCGGAACACGGAGUCAACGGGGAGCUGGACGUCAUCGAGGGGAGCAUGACAGUCUCGACCACCAAAAAGAUGUGGGACCCUUACAUCAUCCUGAAGGCCCGCGACAUGAUCAAGCUGCUCUCCCGAAGUGUGCCCUAUGAGCAGGCGAUUAGGGUGCUGGAGGACGACGUCGGGUGUGACAUCAUCAAGAUAGGCAGCAUGGUGCGUAACAGGGAGCGCUUCGUCAAGCGCCGCCAGAGGCUCGUGGGUCCCAACGGGACCACACUCAAGGCUAUCGAGUUGCUCACCAACUGUUACGUGUUGGUGCAAGGAAACACGGUCGCUGCCCUGGGUCCUUAUAAGGGAUUGCAACAUGUGCGUAAGAUUGCAGAGGAGACCAUGAAGAACAUCCACCCGAUUUACAACAUCAAGGCGCUGAUGAUCAAGCGGGAGCUGGCCAAGGACCCCAAGCUGAAGGACGAGAACUGGGAGCGUUUCUUGCCCAAGUUCAAGUCCAAGACGCUCUCCAAGCGCAAGAAGCCCAAGAAGCGCCGCACCAAGGGAGAGUACACUCCCUUCCCGCCCGAGCAGCCCGAGAGCAAGAUGGACAAGGAACUGGCAUCAGGAGAGUACUUCCUCAAGGAGAGGGAGAAGAAGGACAAGAAGAUGCAGCAAAAGAAUGAGAAAAAGGUGGAGGCCGAGGUGAGGCGACAAGAGCGGAGAAACAAGCCCUUUGAGCCGCCCGAAGAGCCCAAGUACGUCAGCAAAAAGCGUCCCGCAGAAGCAGAGUCUGCAGUUGACAUUGAAGCUCUCAAGAAGAAAGUCAAGGCAGCCAAGAAAAAGCCCGAAAAGAAGAUCCAAUGGCAGAGCUGAAUUUGGUAUCUACAUGGUGUCUCCCUCCCCAAAAAAUUGGCAUUUUUUUAGUCGCAAAAAUAAACUGGGCAUUGCCGAACGCUCAGUCCCUGCCCAAAUGUAACGCUAGCAGUCCGAACUAGCUGGCAAAGCUUCAAAACGAACCGUUAUCUUAUUCCAAAGUUCACAAUCGAUUUUGGGAAAUUUUUUAACGAGACAAUGGUAGCCGGCGGAGCCCGCGAACACAUGGGACCGAAUGGCGCAAACUGCCCGGAACUGGCCGCAUUUUCCCAUUGAAUGUCUCAGAAAAUCACUCGCAACUUUUGAAUAAGAUGACGGUUAGCUCCCAAACUUUGUUGUCUGGUCCAAACCGCUACCACUAUAAUAAUAAUAAUAAUAGUUUUUAUUUUUAUGUGUCCACAAACAGCACAGGGCCUUUUGUGUGGUACACAGCAAAUGCUGACAAGAUAAAAAGUAUAAGCACAGAGAAAACAUAGCUAUCCCAAAAAUAACUCACAAAACAAACAUGGAACACAUAGCCACAUCUGACAAGCAAGAUAAGGUAAAAGAAAAAGGGGCACUGAAAAUACAACUACAGCAAUCCCAAAAAGAAAGAAGAAAAAGGAAAACGCUAAAAAUUGCAAAACACUGGGAUCAUGCAAACAAUAUCUUUGUUUGGGAGGAGAUAGAGCAUUUGGCAAUGCAUAGUUUAUUUUAGAAAUGAAAAAACUAAAUAUUUUCUUCUUUUUCUGGGGGGGGGGGGGGGGGGGAUACGCUGUCUACUGUACAUAGAAAGAAUCUACAAGUUCCGGGUCUAAGGAAGGUCCGGCUGCUUGUAUCUCGUCUCCCGGUCGUCGUUUCUGACGUGCUCCCUGAGGAGUGCCAUCACCUCGUUCUCAAACUCGACGGGAGUUUCCCUGGCUCCUGAAAAUAAAAGAAAAAAAUCCAGA
Ixodes scapularis (black-legged tick) is the source of this 2211-nucleotide messenger RNA. It is a transcript of the gene dbe, whose product is annotated as KRR1 small subunit processome component homolog. Gene Ontology annotation, molecular function: RNA binding. The coding region runs from base 224 to 1282 and encodes 352 amino acids. The record is from RefSeq and is a predicted model, not a curated record. The transcript has 11 exons. Lineage: Eukaryota; Metazoa; Arthropoda; Arachnida; Ixodida; Ixodidae. Gene Ontology annotation, cellular component: nucleolus; small-subunit processome.